AUGUCAUCCACAAACAAGAAUCCCUCUGGAGGCGAAGGCGAGGGUGAGGGCGAGGGCCCGUGGGACUUGAAGACCAGCCAGAAGUUCAACAGUAAACUACCCGGAGAAUACUUCGAUCCAUGCCAGGAGGCCGCGUCCAGGAGUCUGAAGUGUUUAGCCCGGAACAGCGGUGAUAGGGAGCUGUGUACAGAUUACUUUCAAGCAUAUCGAGACUGCAAGCUGCAAUGGCAAACGGCUAGGAAAGAAGCCAAGGCUGCAAAGAGAGCCGAACGUGGAGGGUGGUUUUCAUGA
Drepanopeziza brunnea f. sp. 'multigermtubi' MB_m1 is the source of this 291-nucleotide messenger RNA. RefSeq lists its product as uncharacterized. The record is from RefSeq and is a predicted model, not a curated record. Gene Ontology annotation, cellular component: mitochondrion. NCBI's taxonomy places the organism in Eukaryota, Fungi, Ascomycota, Leotiomycetes, Helotiales, Drepanopezizaceae. Gene Ontology annotation, biological process: mitochondrial respiratory chain complex assembly.